ACCGCAGGGUGUCAGUUUCGGGAUCCCGGUGACCUGCGCUGCGAGCUGUGGGACUGAGCGCUGGUUCUCUCCGAGGCUUCUCCCCCGGGGCUGGCUGAGCGCCUCCGUCCCCACGCCCGAGUCUCCCUCAGCGCGGGCCCUGCUUGCGUCUCCUCCGUGGUGCUUUUCGCUCCGGAAGACUUUCUGUGUUUGUUUUCUCCUCUUCCCUCUUUGUCGCCCCGAAAGCCGGCCUCGCCACAGCCCCGCUCGAGGGGGAGUCGGACUCGCGGAGAGAGCCGGCCGCCGCUCGCUCCCUGCCCCGACCCCUCCUGCGCGCUCGCCGGCCGCUGCGCUCACCCUGCCUGCCGCCCGCGCCGUUCCCCGAGGAGCCCACGCCGCCGUCAUUGAUGCACCCAUUCCAGUGGUGUAACGGGUGUUUCUGUGGCCUGGGACUGGUUAGCAGCAACAAGUCCUGCUCAAUGCCACCCAUCAGUUUCCAAGACCUUCCGCUCAACAUCUAUAUGGUCAUCUUCGGCACAGGCAUCUUUGUCUUCAUGCUCAGCCUCAUCUUCUGCUGCUAUUUUAUCAGCAAGCUCCGGAACCAGGCACAGAGUGAACGAUACGGGUAUAAGGAGGUGGUACUUAAAGGCGAUGCCAAGAAGUUACAGCUCUAUGGGCAUACCUGUGCCGUGUGUCUGGAGGACUUCAAGGGGAAGGAUGAACUAGGUGUGCUCCCAUGCCAACAUGCUUUCCACCGCAAGUGUCUAGUGAAAUGGUUGGAGGUCCGCUGUGUCUGCCCCAUGUGCAACAAGCCCAUUGCAGGCCCUACAGAAGCCACUCAGAGCAUUGGGAUCUUACUGGAUGAGCUGGUAUGAGCACUGCUGUGCCAGGAAAUGGAGACCACCUCUUGCUCUGUGGAUGCCUGGCCCCUCACAGCCACACCGAAUGAGACUGUUGAAUGGUGAUAGUCACAUUCACCUGAAGGGGAGGGCGGGGCAGGGCUGGUGUCCCACCCUAAGGGUGAGAUCAGUACCAGACUUGCCCAUCUUUCUGCCUCUGGAAGCCUUCCUAUCACUCAUUACCUACGGCCUCACCCAGCCAGACUUCUGUGCCCUAGUACUGGACAUCUUCCUACCUUGUCCCUGCUUGGGAAGGAAUCCACCCUUACCUGACCAUGGACAUUGAGCCCGUCCUCCCUCAGUGUUCCCAAUAAGAGGACAACCUGUCCCAAGCUGUCAGGGAGAGGCUGGCUCUGCCCCACCUACAACCUCCGCUCCCCUCCCUACUUCCACAGAAGAAUUGAGGGAAGGAAGGAAAGACCGAGGAACCAGGCAGCUCCACUGGAAGUGGAGGGCAGGGACCUCUACAAAGAAAACAGUCAAUGUUUACAUGGGACCUAGUGAAACAGGUUGGGUUAGCCAGAGGCAGGCUGACUGCAGGGGGAUGCGGAGCCCUGCUUGCCCCUGCUAGGACCUGAGGUGCUAUCUAUCUAUACCCACCCUUGCCUCUUCCUCAGUUAUCUCAGAGCUUCCUAUUCCAUGAUGGGGUUGGAGAGCCCCUCCAGAGGAAGGCCUGUUAUACACUCAGCUGCUCCCCAGGGGCUUUUUCUAAAGGGGUGAAAGGGGGAGCCCAGGGACGGGAGUAUUGGAACUUACAGUAUGGACAAAUACCUGCUUCCCCUUUGUAAAUAGUAUUUUUAUACUUCAUCCUCACCACCUCAGGCUUUACACGUGGGAUUUCCUUCCCUGCAAUGGAGAGGGUAGGAAUCUUCCCUUCCUCCCCAGAAUGGGUGAGGGUGGGAGAAGGGUAUGUAUUUAAAGAAAAUUAAAUUUAAUAACAAUUUUGUCUAACCAAUUUGCCUGUGGUUGUGGCUCUCCCUCCUGGCUGCUCUGACAGUAGAGAGAACAAAGUUCUCUAACUGGCUCUUCCUGCCUUCCCCUACCAAAAUCAGACAUGUGUACAGAGUUGAUCCUAAUCCCUUCUUAUUUUUUUUAAGUUAAAACAAGGUCUCACUAUGUUGCCCAGGUUGGUCUAAAAGUUGUCAUUGUGCCUGAGUCUCCUGAAUGGCUUGGCUUGUAUGUGUGCACCAUCACACUCAAAUGUUCUUGUCCUUAAAAUUAGCCAGGCAUGGUGGUGCAUGCCUAUAAUUCCAGCACUAGGGAGGCUGAGGAAGGAGGCUCCCUUGAGUUCAGGAGUUAGACACCAGCCUGGGAACCCAUCUCAAAAGAAAUUUUUUAAUUGGUAAUAGAUUAUCACUUGUACAACAUAGUUUAGGACUAAUACCAGUGUACAGUAAAAACUUACUUAGCCAAGCUCAUUUAUCAGAUUUCUCAAAUAUUUUAAAGUUAAUGUUUUCAAGUACUUCAUUGCACUAAAGCUUGGAACUAAUAAAAUUCUACUUGAAAUUGUCAGUGCCCUUACUAACAAGGUCUAGUUUGCUUACCAGAGAAGCCUGAUCUUUUGCCCUUUUCUUACCUGACCUCUGUCACUCACUGGCUGGCACAUCCUGGCCCAUAACAUCUAUCUGGAGGUGUCAAAUGGUAAUACUUCAUGGGCCAGUGUGUGCUCAGAUCUUACACACAUGUCCUUCAGCCCUGCUGUCAGUGUAACGAGUCAGUAGUGGGUGUGUCCAGUGGGCUGAGAGUUAGGAAUGCUUUUCUUGGCUAUGACUGUAUGAGGAUGAGGCAGGGGUCCCUGUUUUCCUCGUGCCAGGGGUUGAUACUGGGUGGCCAACUGGGGAGCAAGUGCUGAGUGCUGAGGAUUAGGAGCAUGUGCUGAGUGAAUUGCAGUGUGCUGUGGAGUUGGCUGUGCAAGAGAUGCGCGUCCCGAAGGUGCCAAGGGUCCUCCCAUCCCUGCAGGUGCACCAUGGGAAUACAGCACUUUGUACUCAUGGACAGCCCCAGAGGUGCAGCUGAGGCACCUGCUGUCCUCGUGUUAUCAGAACCUGUCUUCACCCACAGGUGCACCUGUUCUUGAUACUUCCUUCCUCUUCACACCAUAACCCUGCUUAAAUCCCCACCCUUCUAGCUACUGCCAGGCGUAUGGAGCUUGAUCUUGCUUCAUCAAGGGUACCACUUCCUCCUCUAGUACUGCUAGCUUGCUUUAGUGCAGGGGGAAAUGCAUUCUCUAAGCAAAAUAAAACCUUCUGUCUAGCUCCUGCUGUGGCCUCGUGGUGGAUGCUGGUAAUCAGUAGAUUGGCUUCACAUCUCUUGCCUCAUUAUCUCCCCUUUCUUUUAAGGAAAAUUUAUCAGUAUUGAAUGCAUUAGUGUUUGUAGGAAAACGCUAUGACAGAUAUGCAUUUUAUGAGUAAAAUAUGACACCUAUAAUCCCAGCAUAUGGGAGGCUGGAGCAGGAGGAUCGCCAGGAGUUUGAGGCCAGCUACAUAGGGAGACCCUAUCUCAAGCCAAAAAUAAGUAAAUGCAUUUCACAAAUUUUCAAAUCAAUUUUUUGAGUUCAAAAUGAUGAGAAAUACAUUAUAGUGCUUCCAUUCAAGUCACAUAAUAUGUAUUACAGAGUGCGUAAAAGGGAAAAAAACCAAGGUAUUGCUUAGCUGAUCAGCUUAGCUGACAGCAGCUGUGCACAGGUUAAAUCAUGGUAAGCCCCAAAUUCAGUGUCAUUAGCAUGGUCUUGUUGCUUGGUGCAGUAUUUCUAGACAUCUGCUGCAGACAGGUGCUGGAGGACAGAAAGGUCCUUGCUUUGGGGAAAAGGCACAGGUGCUGUUCUUUGGGUGAGUGAGCUUGAGUGGCAGAGAGAUCCCUAGCUUCACUGGUGUGGAAGCAACAGUAAGAUGCUGGCCUGGAUGUGAUGCCAGAGAGAGUCCUAUCGCCAAAGUUCCAUGAACAUUAACCAGCCUGUUUGGGACCAGAGAGUGCAAACAAUUUUGUAUGAAGCUGGAAUGGGGAAAGACAGGUUGAGAAAAGUCCUGAGUGGAGCCAGAAACAAGGGGUUUGAUACAGUAAAUAUCCUAAAAUUUCUUUAGAUCAGGCUUUUAAAAAAAUCUAGGUAUCUUUUGAGCACCAACCCAAUUGUUUUUUCCUUUGUGCACUCAGACAACUCCAUAAGCAACUGUAGUACAUCUAGUGCUAUUUAAAUUAAUGAAGACUGUGCACCCCAAAUGCAUUUCAACGGGGAAACCACUGAAGGAAACAGUGAUUGCAUGUAUAACAGGAUUCCAACUGCACUGGUAAUUCAGAGGCCAUUUUGAUCAAUCAGAAGAUAAUAAGUGGCUACCAACCUAAAACCAUUUGCUUUCUUUUCUGGAGUUUGGAUUAGGGACAGAGUAUUGAGAAAGGCAAAUAGUUUAUACACGGAUAUUGUGAGGGCAGAAACAAACCCAGAUAGUGUGAUAUCUAAGUUCAAUGUCAGCUUUACUCCUCACUGCUUAGGAAGCAGCAGGCUCUCCGUGAAGAUAUUCAAGAAAGUAUCAGGUGUUAUUAACUCCUGGGCUUAUCCAUACAGGGAAGACAACAACCCCCAGAGAACUGUCAGAUGAUAUGUGUGCUUGCCAUUAUGUAUCACCAUGUGGUAGUCUUGUUUCUGUUUGUCUUUUUAACUCCACAGUGAACGACUUAAGUCUUAUGUGGACCUACCACUUAUAAAAUGGGUAACUGCAGUGAGGAUAGAAAUUCAGAGUUCCUGUUGUCAAAUUUUGAGAAUCACUGUCUACCACAGAUUGGAAGUGUGUCCUUUGAAGAAUUAUAUUCUGGGUGGGGGUUUUAGCUCAGUGGCACCAUGCCUGACUAGCAAGUGCAAGGUCCUGAGUUCAAUUCCCUGUACUGGAAAGAAAAUUGUAUUCUCUGGUGUUGAAGAUGUAGCUCAGUUGUAGAGUACUUGCCUAGCAUGCCGGAGGCCCUGGGUUCAACCCCCAGUAGCCAAAAAGAAUUGUGUCCUCCCAUUCUCACUUCUCCCCCAUCAGUUCUUACUCCUGAACCCACUGCAGCUCCACUAGGGCUUUUUCCCAUUCUCAGGAUCUUAUUUUAUGCCUCCCCAAUUUUCUCAUUUUUCUCCUAAGUUAAGAUCAACCUGUGCCUUCUAUUCCAGCACCCUUUUCAAUGUCUCUGACCAUAUCAUUCACAGGUCAGUCUUCUGUUGAAGCCGUUAAGUACAGACAGGUUCAGAAGAACAGAAGUGAUCAAAUUGGAGACAGUACAAAAUGACCAAUUAUGCACAUUUGUACAAAUUUGUGGAAAAUAUUAAGACCCAAGCCUUGGAUUCCCUCUGACUCUACUAAAAAAAAAUAAAAACUUUGUUCAUUUAAUUCCUUUCUGAUAAAUGGGUAGACUAUACAAAGAGGGAGGACAUCUGGCGUCACACUUGUACUAUGGUAUGGCACCUGAUUCUUUGCCUAUGUGACAGUCUUCAGAAGAAAUCAGGACAUGUGCUUUGUAGAGGAAGGGGCAACAAAGAACACCACAGCAUCAGGAGGAGAAUGUUUUUGGUGACUGUUCUUUCUAGUCUUGACUUCUGCAUUGACACAGCACAUUCUUAUCCAUCUCUCCUCUUCCAUUUAUUUUUUCUCCUUUACCCUUUUCCCUCAUCUCACCCUACUAAUUAAUAUUGCUGAGAACACCAAGACAUUUCAGAAUCUUCCCUAUGAGACACCAGUGUCAUGAAUGGUUCAAAAGACGCACAAAUUACCACACUGGUGUACACCCCCACAGGGGCCAGCUCUGAGUUUCCAAAUGCUUAGUAUUAUAUAUGUUCAUUCUGUCUCAAGAGAGUGCUGGGUAUUCUCAAAUAUGGAGCUGGAAUUUGUGAAGACUUUGAUAUAUUAAAGAAGUGAUGCUAUGUUAGGGAGGCCAAUAAAUCCAAACCCAAAUGAAGGAAAAACUAGAUUUGUUUAGUAAAUGUCAGAUUGGGUAUUAAAAUAUCAGAACAAAUUCAAAAUGUGAUAGCACAAUUAUAAUGUGCCAGGGAGUCGUUUUCUCUACCACCUUCAAUAUUGAAAUCGCUAUCGGGUUAUUUGACUGCAGGAAAACAGAGGAGGUGUAAAAAUUCCCAUGAUGGGCUGGAGGGCUAGAGUGCAAGUUUCCGGGUUCUAUCUUCAGAAAAGUGUCCCAUGAGGAAGAAACAAGAAUAUUUUAAACCUGGAGGUAUAAAGACUAAAGGACAAGCAUUUUAUUGUUGCUUUCAGUACUAUGCUGUAAGCAUGAAUCUCCACCACAAACUCAGACCAUCUAGAAAUUAUUGUUUUCUUUCCUUUAAAUUGCUUUUGGCUCUGAGCCAUCAAACUUCUGAGAUAACAAGGAAAUCCAUCCUUUGUCUGCAAUGCUAUAUCUCCUCACAAAAAUGCUCAUGGGUCUCAGUGCCACACAGACAAACACCCGCAAUUCCAUGCUUUGGUAUACACUGUUUACCUACUGAGCUGUCUUUCAGGCCCCAAAGACAUAGCUUUCCCCCAUCUACUAUCUUUGGUGCCAGGUUUGGAGGAUGGGAAGCUUACAGAAGCGACAGAGGCCCGGCUCAUCCAGAUCCCACACAGCCACUGGCAUUGGCCACCUCUGUAGGGCUGCCUGGGAACUAAGAUGCAGGUCCUCACUACUGGUGGGACUCACCACUUUUGGCCUUUUCAAGCAGAAAGGGUGUAGGAUGAACCACUUGAACUCUACCAUGGACAUUUUGAUGUAUUUACCGUAUCACACAUCUAUCCAUAAUCAAUGUCCUUUUUAAACACGUUUCAAAGUAAACUUCGAACGCCAGUGCUCUUUUUAAUAUUGAUUUUUACAAGUAGCUUCUCUUUUUGUAAGUGAACUGAGGAUGACUAGGAAACUGCCUUGAUUAUGAAGAUAAACAGAUAAACUUUCUGACUAGUUUUGAGUAGCUCCAACUUCUAGGUGGUUUUAGGAAUAACUCAGGUCUGAAAUAUAUAUUUAUUUGUUUUUGUCUGUGUAUUGUGGUGCUGUGGAUGGAACCCAGGGCCUUGCAUAUGUUAAGCAUAUGCUUUACCACUAAGCCAUACUCCCAGCCCCUCAUUUUAUAUUUAAAAUGCAGUCAUAGGGGUGAAGAGUUCUUCAUGGCCCCAGUUAAUUUUUAACGUUUCUAAAUUAUAUGUUGUGUAUCAAAGCAAAAAGAGAGAAAUGUAUCAGAAGUAUGAGACACAUCCCCUUGGUGCACAUUUUAACAUUUUUUGCACAAUUACCCAUGGACUAUGCUCAUUUUGGAUUUUUUCCACACCCUAAAUUUAGCAAGCUAGAAUUAUCUCUAAAGCACCACUUAAAGCAACCUUCUUGAAAGGAAGAAUGCCGACAAGGGGAAAUCUGUUUCCUCAUGGUUAGAAUGCAGUAUCCCUAACUAAGUCAUUUAGCCAAGAAGCAGAGUUUUACUAUAUGCUACAAAGACAGUAAUCCAGCAUAUUCAUUACAGGUUUGUAAGAGUAAAAACUUAUACACUCCGAUUCAGAAAUAUGAGAAACACAGGCUCAGCUGCCAGGCAAUGUAUUAACAGGCAUCCUUGCUUUGUGUAUUUGGGAAAUUGCGCACAUUGAAUUGAAUAAUUGCCUUCGAGGUGCCAGGGGGAUUUCAUUGUUUAGAGGAAUUCCAUGUUGAGUCUUUUUAUGGCUAAAGCACACCUCCCCCUUUUUGGCAGUACUGGGGAUUGAACCCAGGGCCUUGUGCAUGCUAAGCAAGCUCCCUGCCUUUGAGCUACUCCUCUAGUGCCAAACCAUUCUUUAAAGUGGAAUUCAAAAACUUUUCUACUUUUUAUUUUAUACACUUUGAAACACAAAAAUCUGCAUUUUAAUAUUUAUUUUUUGCCAUUUGAUAUCAGAACACUUUAUAGAGCACAGCUAUUAAUUAGAAGGAAGUAGUACCAUCACAGGACCAGAAAACAAAUUAAUGUAAUAGAAUGGAUACCCAGGGCUGGAAGGGAGGGUGACAUGCAUUUGUACAUGCAAAUUUAACCUCUGAGAACAGAGGAAUUUUAAAAAUAAAUUUAAAAAUUUUUUAAAGUAAGGCAUGCUUACAUAAAACAAUUUGAAGUAAUUUCUUUAAAGUCUUAUUUUACAAAAAAAUUCAUGACAUGGGCAUGAAUGAAGGAAGAGUGAGUCUGAAUGAAUGAUUUUUGUUCAAUUAUUAGUUUUAACCGGGGAAGGGCUCCUAGCACUGUAGCAAAAUCUCAGGGCUGCCCCUCUCUCCACCUCCUCCACCCAGGUUGACCUUUGAGUUUACUCCUUACAUACUGUGGGCCCUGCCACACUCGUGGGCAUUGUCAUCUCGGUUGCCUUCCUCCCCAUGACACGUCUCCUGUUGGUAGUGAACAGGUGAAAUCCUCACUCCAGCCCACUUCCAGCUCUGUCCCCCAGAAGGAAAAGGAAUCCAUCAGAAAGUGGUCCAUCCAAUGGUUCAUGGUCUCUUCUCAACCACACUAGAUUUUUAGUUAGAAAUGAGCCUUUCCUUACUACAGAUCAUUAAAAAGUGACAAUGCCAACCAAAAAGGAGGGCAGGGGAGGACUCAGUAUAUGAAAAACAAAGGUUCACUGCCAACAAUCAUUGAUGACAUGCGGUUGUGUUUUAGAAAAAUAUGGGUAUUUUCCCUUCUCAUUAUAGGAUUAAUUUAUAUAGUGGAAUAAACAAAGCUAGUGUUGGAAUCCAAAAAAUGAGCUAUAGCUUAGCUCUGCUUCUAAUUAGCUGUGAGAGCCCAGCCUAGUUCCUCAAUCUUUUAAGCUUCAUUUCUCCAAUCUGUAGAAUGGAGAGAAAAGUAAAGGCCUAGAGUCCAUUUAAGAAGACCAUAUAUGCAUAUAAUGUUAAUAUGUACCUGUUGUGAGUGUGGCACCAGGUCAUGAUGUGACUGUUAUUUACCACCCUGAAGUUUUCCACACAGCUGGAAACAUCUCUUAAGGAGCAACUAAAAUAGGCAACAAGUGGUUUGUCCAUUUCUACAAAUCUUAGAAUAUUAGUUUAUCAAAAAGUAAAGCACUGGGUCUGGGAUUUAGCUCAGUGAUUCCACUGCCUGCCUCAAAAGCACAAGGACCUGAGUUUGAACCCUAGUAUCAAAAAAAAAAAAAAAAAAGAUGAAAAAAGUAAAGCAUUAACUGUCAUUGUAAAGCUAGAAAGAGUGACUUUAGUCAAUAAGAUAUCUUACUUUAAGGUCCAGACUUUUGGGUCUGUCAGCAAUAGGGGAGAAAUAGUUUGAUUUUUUUGUUUGUUUGAUUGUCUGUUUUUAAGGGGAAAAGGGUUUAUUUGGCUUACAGUUCAUAGAGGCUUCAGUCCAUAAUCGGCUGGCUCCAAGGCAGGGUGGCAGAGGGACAAUAGUUCAAAGCAGUGGAAGCAGCAAAAGGGAGCUUGGCAGUGCCUUUCUUCUCCUUUACUCUUAUUCAGACUACUGGGAUCAGGGCAGUGCCAAACCAAUCACUCAUGUGUAGUGGUUUAGUAAUCAUAUGCCCUUAAUUCUAGCAUCAUACACUCUAGAUUCAGUUACCUAUGACCGUAUGAGGCUUUGAGAGGACUUCUAGAUGAGUUUGGGGUAUUUUUGAAGGUAAGUACAAUGUGUCUUCAAGUGCUGGUGGGAAGCCAGGGAGCCAGAAGCCCAAAAGCCAGAUCCUGCAGGAGGAAUAUUCUGAUUGGAACAAAUAAAUACUUUCUGAAGGAAAAAAGGAAAGAAAGAAAAGCAUAAACAAGAAUGCAUAUGGAAUUCUCAAAGUUAUAAUAAUUAUGUGCCACGCAUGUUGGCCCAUGCCUGUAAUCCCAGCUACUCUGAAGGCUCAGGCAGGAGGAUUGCAAAUUUGAGGCCAGCCUGGGCAACUGUCUCAAAAUAAAGUAUCUAGGGAUGUACCUCACUACUCCCUGUGUUCAAUCAUCUCUGUAUUAAGAAAAAAAAAGUCAUACUAAUUACGAGCUAUUACUGUUUCACAAGUCAAAGGGAGCUAUGCCACCUAAUAAGGGGACUACAUGAAAAGUGUAAGAAUUAAGAAAGCUUGCACAUUUCCCCCUAACCAUCCUAACCAAUACAACUGCCCAUUAUGGAGCAGAUUCUUUGUCACAGGUGCUGCAUUUAGGAUUUGCCUUCCAUCACUGUACCAAUAAAAAAGACCAAAAUGGUUCCUAGUUCCAUUUAUGGCCUACCAGGAGAGAUGGACAUUAAACAAACACACACACAUGCCACCAUGGUAAGAGGAAAGAGGUUCAUUUGGCUUACAGUUCAUAGAGGUUUCAGUCCAUAAUCGGCUGGCUCCAAGGCAGAGUGGCGGCAGGGCAAUAGUUCCCACCUAAGUUACACAGAAGUGUGGGGUAGGCACAGAAGGCCUUCUAAGAAAGGGAUUUAAGUUGAAAUCAGAAGAGUGACAGGAGGAGAAGCAGACAGAAGAGCAUACAUAAGCACUCUGAAGCAGUCUAGAGUCUAUGGCCAUACCACCCAGAAUGCGCCCAAUCCCAUCUGAAGCAGACCAGAGUUUGGACCAUGAAGGAACAAAUCCCAUGUAAUUAGAGCUAAGUGAGAGAGUGGGAGGGGAGAUACAUGAUGAGGCCAAGGGACACAUCAUGCAGGGCCGACCUAGUAGCCAUAGUGAGGAGUUGUAAUUUAUCAUAAUGAGACUAAGCAGAGAAGUGGCAUUUUCUAAGUUUUUAAUAGAAAUGGGAUUAUGGCCAAGAGUAGAAGACUAUGGGAGAGGUUCAAGGGAGGUGGGCUUGGACUGAAAUGGGACAGUAGCAGAAAAAAAAAAAAA
Molecule: messenger RNA, 10636 nt
Organism: Heterocephalus glaber (naked mole-rat)
Lineage: Eukaryota; Metazoa; Chordata; Mammalia; Rodentia; Bathyergidae
Gene: Rnf122
Product: ring finger protein 122
Biological process (GO): ubiquitin-dependent protein catabolic process
Cellular component (GO): nucleus
Molecular function (GO): ubiquitin protein ligase activity
Source: RefSeq, a predicted model, not a curated record